UCCGAGUAAUCGGUAGUCCGUCUCAGAAGAGCGCAGUCCGAGUGGCCUAUUCUAGUUCGAGCGACGUCAAAUUCCGGCCGGAAAAAAUUCGGUGCAGUAACGAAAGUGCAAGCGCGAAAGUGUGAGUCAACGCUGCCUGCACAAUUUUCUACGUGACGUCAAUCGAACAUAACUCGCUUUCAAAUGUUCUGAAUUCGGGGUGUGAAAUGCGAGAAAUCGGACUUCCUCAUUUUUCGGAGUGAAUUUUAUUGACUCGCGGUGACGAUCAUUUCAAGAUUAAAAAAUUGAGAAAAAGAGAAAUUAUUAUUUACAGAGGUGUUAAAAUUUUGAUUUACCGAUUUGGAAUCAAUUGAGGAUAUCCGAAAGAUAUUGAUAAGUGAAAUUAAAAUAAAAUCGAUAUAAAUCGAUGAAAAAGUGAAGGCAGAAUUGGGAGCUUACCAGCGGAGUGAAAUCCAACAAGAAUCUAUGACGUGUUUUUUUUCAACCUGGAACUGAACCAUGAUACCCGAAUGAGCGAUAGAAGUUGUGCGAGUUUCAAUUCCUUGUGGACCUUUUAGUAGUUAAUAUUAUCGGUCAGUACUUUCGCUGUGACAUCCGAACACAAACCGUGUCUCAAAAUUUAUUGUGUUUAGGAAAGUAGACUACUUUGUUUUCUGUUUCGAAAUUUGACGACCUAAAAACGGAAGCGGUGAAAAGUGACUGUGUUUUAAUCGGCGAAGGAGGUGUUCUACUCGAUCUCACCGUGAAUUCUGGUCUUACAAGAUGAGGGUUCUAUUCCAUUUACCGAAAGUAAAUUAUUCUCUAUGGACGAGUAGGACUCGCACUUCUUCAUAUACAGCGCUCUGAGCAGGCACAGCGCAAAACCUGGCACGUGAGACAUCACGAACUCCCGAAUCUCCAAGAUACCCGCCGGUGACGACCCAAAUCACCACCCCUGAUCACGAUGGAAACCGCGGCGCAGAUCCGACGCUUCCUCACCCCCUCGAAACGCAGCUCCAAAUGCACGCCCAGGAAACCCUGUAGGACCUUUCACACGAACCACAGCCGGCACAAACUGAAAGACCGAGUCAUGGGGGUCCUCCAGUCAAACUUGUAUUAUAGGGUCGGGGUAGUUUUGUUCAUAGUGCUUAGUGCGAUCUCAGUCGAAAUGGUGUCCGCGUCGCAGGCGGACACCUACGGCGCGGACAGCGUGCUGUCGCGCCAACCGCGAUCAUCGCGGAACUCCGUCACCCGGACGAUCAGCAACAGGGAACCCUCGGCGUACGACAAUACGUCGGCGGCGUAUGUGGCCGACGAUAGGCGGAUCGGCGCCGGGCCGAUGUGCAGUUUGUGCGACUCGAGGGAGGAGCGGAUCAACUACACGCUGAACGCGCUCAAGGCGGAGAUCCUGGAGAAGCUCGGCUUGAAGCACCCGCCGAACACGACUGGGCUCAAGGUGCCCAAAAUCCCGCCGCUGAACAUGAUCCUGGAUGCCCACCGCGGCAACGCCCACAUGCAGACGCCCGGCAUGAUAGGUGACCAGCCCUUCAACUUCAGGAACUCGCCUUACAACUACGACGAGGACGACAACUAUUGGGUCAAGACCGAGAAGAUCAUCUUUCUCCCGGAACAGCUAAAACUGCGGCACACAUUCCGGGACAACGUUCUCCAGUUCAAAUUCUCGGAGAAAACAAUGAAGAACGACAUCGAGAAAGCAACCUUGUUCUUCUUCCUGAGGGGACUCGAAGAUUUUGAGGAGGAGCACGCAGUGAUGAUCAGUCUCUUCACUGUUACUAAAAAUGGAGGUGUCGGAGACAACCUGAGCCUCGUAUCAUCACAUCCGGAAUUUAAGAAAUCACGGAAAUCACUGGAGGGCGAGUGGCUCUCGAUGGACGUAACGGGCCUCGUGUCGCAGUGGUUCAAAAGCCCCCGAUCAAAUCAUGGAAUCAUCAUCCGCGCUGCGCCUGCCGAACCUAUGGAUCCCGCACCUAGCAAGCCCUUGAUCAACACAGAUAUCUCCGAUGAACACUACUUCCAGAUGCCGUAUUUGGAGGUUUACACGAAAGAGAAGGAGAAGCACAGGAAAAAGCGUGAUCUUGGCAUGACGUGCGACGAAAAAUCGAACGAUCCGAAGUGCUGUCGAUAUCCGCUCACCGUCGACUUUGAUAGUUUCGGAUGGGCUUUUGUCAUCGCCCCAAAAAGGUACGAGGCCUACUACUGCUCAGGGGAGUGUCCUUUCGUUUACCUGCCGACAUACCCACACACACACGUGCGUCAAAUGGCACAGCCGAAGCAAUCCCCAAGCUCGGCGCAGCACCACGGCCCGUGCUGCGCGGCCAAGAAGAUGUCACCGCUCUCCAUGCUCUACUUCGACGACUCCCAGUCCAUCAUCUUCGGCACCCUCCCCCACAUGGUAGUCGACAGGUGCGGCUGCCAGUAAGUGCAGCGCCCUCUGUGGCUCCAACUCUCAACAGUCUCUUAUUUUCCUCGCUCGUGUAAGAGCCAUCCAGAAACUAAAACCACGUUGUUUGCCUGCAAUUUGUUCUUGAGUACCUUCAUGCAGUGAGAAUGGGUGUUUGGUCAUGAAGGCCCAUGGGAUAACAAAAAUGUAGGUCGGACCCUGGGUAGAAACAAAGAGAUUCUCCAAUUGCGUAAAGGCGAAAGGUGGAAACUUUUGCUUUCGUGGAUUUCACUUCUUCUCACGGACAAAAUUACAUGAGAGCAACAGGCAUCACCCUGUUUUCGGCUGUUGAUCUACCUACUAGGUGGAUGAUGAGCUUCGGAUGACGUCACGAGGUAAAAAAAUUCGACAAACUUCGGUUUGUUUGCGAAAUCAACACAUUACGAAGCACCCACCUAGUAGGUCGAACAAUAGUUGAAUGUCGGAUUCCGGUCAAAAAAAGCUCCCACCAUUACCAAGAUACCAAUAGAGGGUCCCCUUUCUCUGACCCCAGUUAGGGUCGUAUUCAUAGUUGGUUCUGAAACAGCUUUUUUUCUUUGGAGGCCCCAUACGAUUUACCUUGCAUUUAAAGGCGGUUUAAAAGAGCUUUGAGAUCAUCAUGCGAGGAACAAUUUGGUCUUGCAUCUCAAAGAAUUGGUAACACAAGUAACUGCGCACUAAAAACUUUUUAGCGGGAGCUUAAGAUCAAAAUUGACUUUUUAAGGGUGCACCACAGGUAAAAAGUGCCAAAACUCGGAGAAAAUUACGUUUUUUUGGUUACAAAUUUCGCAAUAUAGGAGGGAUCCCUGCUCCCCCUCCCCUCGAAAAAAUUCUUGAUACAAUAAUGUUUACGUGCUCUUUCGACGAGGAAUGUGGGCCAAAAGAGACUGACAGAGUAAACGGGGGUUAACAAAAAAAAGACGACCCCUGUUUUUUUCAUCUAUUUGGAACUUCGACGUUAUUUUAAAUGCGUCCAAGGCACCUCUCAAAUUGAAAGGAGAAAUGUCUCCGACCAAUGACACAAGGUCAAAACAAAAAAAAAUUAAAAUUGUUGAAAGAAAAAUUUAAAAAAAUAUAAAAUAAUUCAAUCCGAGAGACGUAAAAGUUUGAUUAUAACAUAAAAAUGUUCAUGGAAAUAACUACUUAUUUGUCUUUGUUUAUAGGAGUAAGAUGUGAAAAUUGGUUCAAAACUAAGUUCAUAAGUAUUCACAUCGUAAACUUCCUUAAAAGAAACCAUUUUUAAAAAAUUCUGCAGCUCUAUACAUACAUAUAGAAAUGAGCCUACAAAUGAAAUUAUUUUUAUCGAGUGUCAAUGCUGAAAGCUGGCACGAUCUUAUCGCAAACUGAAUGCGAGUUGUGAAAGUAAAAAAAGUUCGAUGAAAUCUUUUUUAUACGAGAACCAAGGGACUGAUGUUAAUUGUCAUAAAAUCAGUACUUAAAAUUUUUAAGCGCUUUCUUUUGAAUCUCAAUAUUUUUUUAAGGAGGAGGGUACUAUUCUGUUUUGUCUCCGUUUCCACGAAUCAAUUUGUUCUUGUGUUUCUUUUCAUACAUUUUCAUGGCUUUAGAUUAGAGUGGUACAAAUCAAAAGCUUUAAAAGUACGUACCUUUUUUGUAAUAUUUUUUAUUCUAUUUUAUAGUCAGCACAUAGAAAAAAAGCCAUUAUUAAAGUUCCAUAAAAAAUGCAAAUCAACGAAAUAUUCAUCAGGACUAAUAUAAAUAGUCUUCAUCCUAUUGAAACGACGAAGGUGAUGGAACUCGAUAAAUUGUGAUAUGAUAGUCAAGUAUUCAAUUUUUUUUAAUUCGCGUAUAAAUUGAUAUGUUUUAGUAUUGUAGUCGUAAUCGGAUUAUGAAGGAGAUUAAAUACUUUUUAUCCUGAAAAUAUGACACACUCGCUUACGUUUUUAUACAUAAAAUAUCCCACACAAUUAUAUCGUUUGUAUACUUAGAAAGAUCAUGUUACAAGUACCUUAUAUUAAGUAUUAGUGUUUCUAUAAUUAGUUGUGAAGCUUGCAGUGCCGUAUGUGUAACUUUACUGCCACUGGAGGACAAUCAAUCAAAAUUUAGAAUAAUUAUGCGCUCGUUUGUGAAAUAUUGCAAUAACCCUCCAAGUAUUUGCUAAUACGCAAUGCCAUCAUGGUGAAAGUUGUACAAGUAGUAGAUAGAUCCGCGUAAGCACCUAAGGGAAGAACAAUGUUGAAGUCUUAUCAGUUCACAAUUCACAAACUUCAUGACUUAUACACCUUUCCACAGGAAAAUAUCACCUCGUUUUGCCCUUUUUUGGCAACGCUAGUGUGCAAGGUUGAUUACGUAAAAAUUUGAUGAGUCGAAUAGAUACAUACCUGUAUUAUUUUAGGAACUUAAGUUUGUCCGUACAAAGUAUUGAAACGCUUAGAGAAGUAAGUCAUUAUGUUGUAAAUGCAAAAGUUGUGAUUUCACGAAAUUUAUAGGUAGCGUUAGGAAUUUUGUUUCAAUAGUGUACAUUGUAAUCACGACUCACAUACAAUAAUGCGUCAAACUUUCCCUUGUCUAUCACUAAGUGUAACUACUCUUUUAUCAGUCCUCCUCUUCUGAAUAUAAGCUUUACUUUCUUUCAAGAACUUUUUUAAAAUUCCCGAUUUUUCUGUUUUGUGCAGCUGUUUUCCCAAGCGCCUCAUCUUUUAUCUUCUCAUUCAUGAUUUAAGUACGUUUCAUGACGGUACAGUUUUUUUUCCUUCUUUGAGAUUUCUUUCAUUUUAGGCGCGAGCAAAUUUUUCUCUCCGUGUUACAUUCCGUACCUAGUUGGUCGUGUGAUUUUGUAAAACAGGUGACUUAUAUUUACAAGCCUUAAAACACUUGUGAAACAAAUGUGUCUUAUUGAUAUGUAUAAAAUUUGUCAUUUUUUUCAUUUUUAUUUUUGUUAAAUACUGUAUACUAUUUACUUAUUAUUGUUCAUAAUAGAAUUAAGCAUUUGCAUCAUAUUAUAGCUAUAACUUCGGAAAA
This is a messenger RNA of Bemisia tabaci, 5398 nucleotides long. Its product is annotated as growth/differentiation factor 8. Gene Ontology annotation, molecular function: cytokine activity; growth factor activity. Gene Ontology annotation, cellular component: extracellular region. The record is from RefSeq and is a predicted model, not a curated record. Lineage: Eukaryota; Metazoa; Arthropoda; Insecta; Hemiptera; Aleyrodidae.